This is a messenger RNA of Zychaea mexicana, 486 nucleotides long. RefSeq names its product ribosomal protein L23/L15e core domain-containing protein. The coding region runs from base 1 to 486 and encodes 161 amino acids. Lineage: Eukaryota; Fungi; Mucoromycota; Mucoromycetes; Mucorales; Lichtheimiaceae. The record is from RefSeq and is a predicted model, not a curated record. Gene Ontology annotation, biological process: translation. Gene Ontology annotation, cellular component: ribosome. Gene Ontology annotation, molecular function: structural constituent of ribosome. The transcript is spliced from 3 exons.
AUGGGCGAUAGCGACGAAAAGCAAAAGAAGGACAGGGAGAUUGAGAGUGAAGAUGUGGAUGAGAUAGAUGGAAAGCGGAUGGAUGGAUGGGCUGACGCCGCGACUGUGACCAUUCGCACCCGUAAGUUCCUUACGAACCGCCUGCUUCAGCGCAAGCAAAUGGUGGUUGAUGUCAUCCAUCCUGGUCGCGCCACUGUUGCCAAGGAGGAGCUCCGCGAGAAGCUCGCAAAGAUGUACAAGGCCAACAAAGAAGUUGUCUCUGUCUUUGGCUUCAAGACCCACUUUGGUGGUGGCAAGACCACCGGCUUUGCUUUGAUUUACGACUCUGCUGAAUCCCUCAAGAAGUUCGAGCCCAAGCACCGUCUUGUCCGCAUUGGCCUUGCUGAGGCUCCUAAGGGUGGUCGUAAGCAGCGCAAGGAAAAGAAGAACCGCGCGAAAAAGCUCCGUGGAACGAAGAAAGCCAAGGCUGCUGCUGGCAAGAAAUAA